CAUUAGCUCAGCAGCGCGCGCGAGCAAGAAAUCCGGGUAGAUUAGAUUCAGGCGCUUAGAUUCGAGAAGAAGCGCUUCUCCUUUUGGCCAGGACUAAUUGACUCCAUGAACAUGGCGAGCAAUGGCUAUGGCGGCGCCUACCCCUACUACCAGCCUGCGGCCAUGCCCUACUACUACAGCUACGCGCAGCAGCCGGCAAGAGGCGGCGUCGGCGGCUCUCGCCCGCCGAUCCAGCUUUUCCUAUUGCUCGCGACGCUCUUCCUCCUCGUCGCCGCCUCGCUGUACGCGGUGUGCGAGGCCGCGGUGGAGAGCAUGCUCCAGCAGCUCCGGCCGUUUCUCAUCCUGUCCCCGCUGCUGCUCAUCGUCGCCGCGCAGCUCUGGCUAGCGACCAGCGAUCGGCAGGGCGGAGGCGGCCUCGGGUACCUCAUCUCGCAGGUGGCGCCCGGGGAGUACUAUCCGAGCGGCGCCGGGGCGUACGGCCGGUGGGACGGCGGCGCUGGAUCGUCGCCGUGGGGCGUGGCGGUGGCGCUGGUGCUCGUGUUGAUGUUGCUGUCCUACCAGGAGUCGUUCCAGGAGUGGCGGUUGUUCCCGCUGCGCAGACGCUGAAAUUCAGAUAGCAACAAUCAGCAAUGCGUGAUUGAUCAAUCAGGGUAGUGGACUGGCCUCUCCGUUUAAUUAGCGAUGCAACGUCGUUGUAUUAUCAGGAGAAGCCACUGUUUUAUUUCACAAACAGAGACCUUUUAAUGUCGUGUGAAUCACUAAAUUUAGAUGCUUCCUCUUUCCA
Molecule: messenger RNA, 784 nt
Organism: Lolium rigidum
Lineage: Eukaryota; Viridiplantae; Streptophyta; Magnoliopsida; Poales; Poaceae
Exons: 1
Coding region: 106-606 (166 amino acids)
Source: RefSeq, a predicted model, not a curated record